GCGGCUGCCGGCGGCGCUCUGGUGACGGCGGCGCAGCGUCGGGGCGCGGGAUCACUGUGCUGCGACGCGACUUCUGAUCACCAUGGCUGCAGUGGAUCGCUUCAACCUGCUGUACAGAGAAAUCAGUCGUUCCUGCAGUUUUUACGUUGAGGCCCUGGCUAUAGUUGGAGCUUGGUACACAGUCAGAAAAUGUCUGACUCUUGUGUUUGACACUUACAGUAUGCUCAGGCUUCAUGUUAUUCCAAAGCUGGUUGGUGAGAUUGAUAUUGUCAAGCGGUACGGAAGAUGGGCAGUAGUCACUGGUAGCACAGAUGGUAUCGGGAAGGCAUAUGCUGAAGAACUGGCCAAACGUGGAGUCAAUAUCAUCUUAAUCAGCCGAAGCAAAGAGAAGCUGGAGGCUGUAUCUAGAAACAUAUCUGAAACCUAUAAAGUGGAAACAGAUUUCAUAGUAGCUGACUUCAGUAAGGGGCGUGAGGCUUACCAUGCCAUUAAGGAGGGCCUGAAAGAUAGAGAAAUUGGGAUUUUGGUGAAUAAUGUGGGACUGUUUUAUACCUACCCAGAUUAUUUUACUAACCUGUCUGAGGAUAUGCUGUGGGACAUGAUCAACAUAAAUAUUGCUUCUGCUAACAUGAUGGUGCAUAUCGUGUUGCCGGGCAUGGUAGAGAAGAAGAAAGGUGCAAUUGUGAAUGUCUCAUCUGCUUCCUGUUGUCAGCCAACACCAAUGCUAACGAUCUAUGGAGCCUCUAAAGCCUACUUGGACUAUUUCAGUAGAGCAUUGUAUUACGAAUAUGCUUCAAAAGGAAUUUUUGUUCAGAGUUUAACCCCAUUUGUAAUUGCUACAAAAAUGGUGUCAUGCAGCAGCGUUACAUCAAAGAGAUCUUUCUUUUUUCCUUCUGCUGAAGAGUAUGCAAGUCAUGCUAUUUCUACCCUUGGGUUAUCCAAAAGGACUCCUGGUUACUGGAAGCAUUCAUUAGAGUUCACACUGGGUGAACGUCUACCUGAAUGGAUCUGGGCAUGGUUUGCACAGUACUUCUGCAGAAUUAUACGCAAGGAAGCUUUAACACACAAAGCAAAAUAGGAAUAUCCAGAUGUCCAUUAUAAAUAAGUACUGGAAUCUGAUCAGAAUGCUACAAAAUGGUCAAGUGAAUCCUGGAUUUAUUGCAAUUUAUCCAUAACUUGCUUAACAGUGUAACUAGUGUUACUUGUAGCAAUAACCUAGACAUUAGAAGUCUGGAUCCUGCAUCGUUGUGCUAAGCAGCUCCUUCUCUGCAUUCCUCCAGGACAAAGAGUUGAUCUCAGUUCACUUUGUCUGUAAGGUAAUAGGACAGGAGCAGAUACAACUUUAAUUCUGAUAGUAAAUGACUGUCUUUUGUGUAGUGCUAUGUAAUCUUGAUUUGUAAUGUUAACAGAAUUUGAGAAUUCUCCAACUCUGGUGAUAUUGGGCCCAAAACAAAUCAUGCUGUUUUGAAAAGACAGUCCUAUUCAAUCAAUAUGCAGUUUAUGAGUCUUCUGGUCUUUUUAUGGCAGGUCCUUGUAUGUUUUAAGUGCAAAUAUUGUUUUUGGACAGGGUACUUACCAUACAUCUUAAUUUUGAUAAAGUCAUACUAAUUUGGAGGUCGUUUAAAUGGCAGAAAAGGUCUUACAGAACUGCAGAAGAAUUUGAAGAUAACGGUUUUUUUUCUUUCUUAUUCUAAGUGUGAAUGCUUUUGACCACGCUUUAAAUAUUCCUUCAGCAAUCUGAAGUGUGACUGAAGAAUUGAAACAGAUUGUAAAAAAAAAUACGUUAGCUAAGAAAAAGUAAAAAAGAAAGAGUGUUCUAAGAACAAAAGUUAGUUGCAUAUGACAAUUAAAAAAAAGUCACUGA
Lagopus leucura (white-tailed ptarmigan) is the source of this 1864-nucleotide messenger RNA. It is a transcript of the gene HSDL1, whose product is annotated as hydroxysteroid dehydrogenase like 1. The record is from RefSeq and is a predicted model, not a curated record. NCBI's taxonomy places the organism in Eukaryota, Metazoa, Chordata, Aves, Galliformes, Phasianidae. Bases 83 to 1078 code for a protein of 331 amino acids. The transcript has 5 exons.